This is a messenger RNA of Homarus americanus (American lobster), 340 nucleotides long. Its product is annotated as extensin-like. The annotation marks the transcript as partial. The record is from RefSeq and is a predicted model, not a curated record. Lineage: Eukaryota; Metazoa; Arthropoda; Malacostraca; Decapoda; Nephropidae. The transcript has 2 exons.
CAACCACCCACACGCACCCUCCAGCAACCCGCCCACGCACGCCCUCAGCAAUCCACACGCACCACUCCAGCAACCACCCACCGCCUCAACAACCACCCGCACCUCCAGCAAUCACCCACACGCCUCAGCAACCGCCGCACACACGCCUCCAACAACCACCCACACACACCCAUCAGCAACCACCCAACCACCCACACACGCCCCAACAUCCCACCCAGCAACCACCCCACACACCCUCCGCACAUGCGCAUCAGCAGCAAGCCCACACGCCUCCAGCAGCCACCCACACCCAUCUACCCACGCCAGCAACCACCCUCACCUCCAGCAACCACCCACACAC